AUGCCCCCCUCUGAAAUCGACCUCAUCUUCUCCUCCUCAAAGGGCAAGCGCCUCGUCCCCUCCCCCUCCCCGUCCGCGUCCGUGCCGUCGCUUCCCACUCCAAAGCAGAAGAAGAAAAAAGACAAAAAACGCAAGCGCGACGACGCGGAUGUAAACACAGACGCCGCCCCCCUCGCCUCUUCUUCUUCUUCUUCUGUCUCCAAAGCUAAACGCCCCGCGGUCGAGACCAUCCUCGAUCCCUCCGCCCGGCUCUCAACUCUCCCCGCCUCCUCCGCCAAACGCCCAAAGGCGUCGUCUAAACCGUCGCCCACCGCGCCUCCACCGCCAAAGUCCUCGUCAAAGGCCAAGGCCCCAAAGGACGACGACGACGAUGCGCGCUUCAAAGAUUCGCGCGGCACCGGCCCCCGGCGCAAGACCGAGGAAGGCUUCGCGAUCUACAAAGAGGACGAGCUCGGGAUCCAAGACGCCGGCGGCGACACCCCGCUCUGUCCGUUCGACUGCGACUGCUGUGCGUGUCCCGCGCACGCCCGUCCCCCGCCCGCCGUGCUGUGCUGA
This is a messenger RNA of Heterobasidion irregulare TC 32-1, 555 nucleotides long. RefSeq lists its product as uncharacterized. The coding region runs from base 1 to 555 and encodes 184 amino acids. The transcript has 3 exons. Lineage: Eukaryota; Fungi; Basidiomycota; Agaricomycetes; Russulales; Bondarzewiaceae. The record is from RefSeq and is a predicted model, not a curated record.